AUGAAAGUAUCACAAGUUUUGAUUUCCGCCGUCUCGAUCUUCGGCUUCGCUACUAGCGUAAACGCCCAAAACGUUUCCAACACGACCACUAAUGCUGCUCCUGCUUUGCACGGGCAAAACGGCCAAAUGCUAAACGCCGGUAUCGUCGGUGCCGCCGUAGGUGGUGCUUUGGCCUUCUUAAUCUAA
Messenger RNA from Saccharomyces kudriavzevii IFO 1802, 186 nucleotides. RefSeq names its product Ddr2p (gene DDR2). The coding region runs from base 1 to 186 and encodes 61 amino acids. The transcript has a single exon. NCBI's taxonomy places the organism in Eukaryota, Fungi, Ascomycota, Saccharomycetes, Saccharomycetales, Saccharomycetaceae. The record is from RefSeq and is a predicted model, not a curated record.